Molecule: messenger RNA, 850 nt
Organism: Candoia aspera
Lineage: Eukaryota; Metazoa; Chordata; Lepidosauria; Squamata; Candoiidae
Gene: AKAIN1
Product: A-kinase anchor inhibitor 1
Exons: 3
Coding region: 276-476 (66 amino acids)
Source: RefSeq, a predicted model, not a curated record
CUGGCAGGGAAACAUUUCAGUGCUGGCUGGCGCUGUCCUGUGCAUGUAGCUGUCCAAGGUGCUACCACUCCUGGGUGUCACUGCAAAACUCACGCACCUUGUAAUUUGCUUGUUUGCUUUGCCUGUCAGCUCACCUCCUGCCUCUUACACACAAUUUCGAUUUCGUGGUGUCUCCUCAUUACACUGUUCUCUUGGCAGGAAGGAACCAUGGUGUUUGCUCCAGAUGUCAAGUUCCAGAACCAAGGGGAGAAAGUAAUAUCUUUUAAAUCCAAGUCAUGCAUUUUGGGGAUAAAUCUGGAACUGGACAGGAAGAAACAAAACUGCAGAAUGCCAGCAAACUGAUAGUGCACGCAGCCAUUCAGCAGGCAGUCCAGCAGCUCUCUCAGGAGAGCCGCCAGAAGGAAAAAGGCGCAGACAGCAGCGUGAGCCUGCAGUUUGAAAGAGGGCAGUUGACCAAGAAGCACGAGAAGAAGUAAGAGACCACCACUGUUGCUCACGGAUCAUCCAAAUGGCAGCCCUUCCAGCUUCUUAGAACCAGCUUGUGUUGUCAGUGCAACACAACCACAGAAAAGCAACCCAAAGUAUAAUCAGCCACUAGUGAUAGUUGCAGUAGUCCAUGUUGAGAAAUAGGGUUUUAAGAGCAUUACGUAGCAUAGCUAACGUUGAUGCAGUUCCUCUCUCAUUACUAAAUAAUGCGAUAGCAGCUGACUAGUGUCCAGCACAAGCCCCCCCUAAACUAAGGUUCUGUAUUCAAAAUGUCCUUACAUCUCUGUCUGUGUCAUCAAUAUAUAGUCAGCUGGAAGACAUCUGUAUGGUUCCAGUUUCCCAAGAAUCUAAUAUAUUGAGACAU